CAAACUAUCUUAGAAAAUGCAAUCAAAGAGUUUUGGACAAUGGUAUCAAGACCGAAAGAAAGAACCCACCACACAGUCGAUCCGAAAUUCGUGGAUGAGUUCAUUCUUGGGAUCCGAGGAAAACGGAGGAGAUCUUGAAUCGGCGAGUCUUCUCUCGCGCGCAAGAAAUGUUGGAACGAAAGUUUCGGAAGUAUCAGAGACGAUGAAAGAAGUGCUGAUGUUGUUUGGUGUGGCUGUUAUCUUUUUUGUGAUUGCUUAUUUUGUGGGCCUGCCGACACUCCUAUUCAGACCUGCAAAGUUCACCAUCAGCUUCACGAUGGGCAGUAUUAUGACAUUGGGUGCCUUAGCUCGUUUAAAGGGUUUCACUGCGUUUAUCAAAUCGAUCCUGGCACCUAAUCGUGUCGUCCAGUCGUCCUUGUACCUUAUUUCGUUGCUUUUAUCGAUUUGCUCAGCAGUGAUAUGGAAGAGUUAUGUGUGGACGGUGGUGUGUUCUAUCUUCCAAAUGGCGAUGUUGGCUCUCUUCGUACUGGAAUCGUUCCCUGCAGGUGCUCGCAUAACCCAGGUGUUUCUGUUUUCCAUUCGCAAGCUGCUCUCGCUCGCCUCUAGUUUUUUGUGCCACUGCCUUGUUUGUUCCUCAAACACGCCACGGUUAAAACAAAACUACGAAAAGAACGUUUACGUUUACUUGCCUCCCUUGAGGAAAAGCUUAUCGUAG
This is a messenger RNA of Blastocystis hominis, 715 nucleotides long. RefSeq lists its product as hypothetical. Gene Ontology annotation, biological process: vesicle-mediated transport. NCBI's taxonomy places the organism in Eukaryota, Bigyra, Opalinata, Blastocystidae. Gene Ontology annotation, cellular component: membrane. The transcript is spliced from 7 exons. Bases 17 to 715 code for a protein of 232 amino acids. The record is from RefSeq and is a predicted model, not a curated record.